AUGCAAAUUGAUAUAAGAAAAGCACAAAAGAAGUCCAUGUUUAUCGACGACAAUAUAGACAAUUAUUUUGGUUACCUGGGCAGAUCGGUGUUAGUAAACCACAGUCUUCUAUCAGCGAACGAGAAAUUAAAGUUCCAAGAAGGGUGGACCAAACAUGGCUUCAACCAAUACGUGUCGGAUCUGAUUCCUGUACAAAGACGUCUCCCAGACUUUCGACUACCAGCGUGUGUGGAACAGAUCUAUCCGAACAAUCUACCGACUGCCAGCGUAGUGAUUCCAUUUCACAACGAGGCUCUAUCAACGUUACUCCGGACUGUGCACAGCAUUCUCGAUAACUCUCCACCACACUUAUUACGAGAAAUAGUCCUUGUCGACGACUGUUCAGAGUUAGAAAUAAAUUUUGACUUGGAGUCUAUCCUGUCUAAGAUGCCACUAGUAAAGCUGAUAAAGACAUCCACGUGGACAGGUCUGGUGGGCGCCAGAUUAACCGGAUAUGACGUUACAUCAAGCGAUGUGACAGUAUUCCUCGAUUCCCAUUGUGAAGUUACAACAGGAUGGUUGGAACCUAUUUUGGCGCGAUUAAAGGAAAACGAGAAAGCCGUUGUAACUUCCGCUGUCGACGUCAUUUCCGGUGACACCUUUGAGUAUCAACCUGAACCAUUAGACGGAUUUAUUCCUGUAGGAAGCUUUGACUGGAAUUUAAACUAUGUGUGGAACCGAAAUUAUCUAUCCAGAAAUUCCACACAACCGGUAAGGACUGCCACACUUCUUGGGUGUAUCAUUGCAGUCAGCAAUCACUUCUUUGACACAAUCGGUCGAUUUGACGCUGGUCUGUCAGUUUGGGGAGGAGAAAAUCUCGAACUGUCAUUCAAGACCUGGAUGUGCGGUGGCAGUGUGGAAAUAAUUCCAUGUUCUAGAAUAGGACACGUCUUCAGAAAAUAUUUACCGUAUAUUUCCGGGCAGAAGGCACGUGACAUGGUCAAGAAGAACCUUCUCAGAGUUGCUGAUGUCUGGAUGGACGAUUACAAGUUUUAUUACCACCACUCUAUCAACCACCAUUUGACAGAUAUCGGCGACACAUCCUCGAUGAAAAGUCUGCGACAAGCAUUAAAGUGUUCCAGUUUUCAAGACUAUUUACAAAGAUUACAGCCGCUCAUUUUCAUUCCUGCGUUUUGUAUUUGGUCGGGACAGAUCGAGAACCAUCAAGUGCGCUUAUGUAUCGACACGGACUCUAAUAACCUGCAAAUAGACCAAGUAAACAUCAAUGUAAGAGGAUGUGCAGACGAAGACCCAAGCCAGCUGUGGUUCAUGUGUGAGCGCGGGGAGAUUCGGAAUCACCGCGGUUGCUGGGCGAACUACAGAAGAAGUGACGUCAUAUUAAAGCCGUGUUCCAUCAGAGGAAGCGCAUCCCAAAUAUGGCAGUACAGAGAGGAUAAGUCGCUAUUCCAUUCACGUACAAGAAAGUGUCUCGAGCUGACUGACAGGAAUCGUGUGGUGCUGUCUACCUGCCAGCUUGGUGCUCGUCAGGUGUGGACGUGGAGCAGACGGCCGGCAUUUGGACCUAUUCCUCCAUGGAGGUCACACAGCUACGGCUGAACAAGCACCAACCAGAGCCGUGACACUGUCUCUAGCUGGUUGUACUAAAUAAAAUCCCAUAGGCGACCAUGUCAUGUUAACGAUAGUGCUUAAAAAGACUACAUGCAAUAUAUCAACCAAACUAUGACCCAUACAUAUCAGUACUACAACCCCUACCUCAAAGUAUUAACUGAAGAAAAUGGUAUCUUUCAUGGCUCAUCUUUGGUAUAAACAGAUGUUUUUACAACACUUUGUUUCGCACAAAA
Gigantopelta aegis is the source of this 1841-nucleotide messenger RNA. Its product is annotated as putative polypeptide N-acetylgalactosaminyltransferase 9. The transcript has 11 exons. The record is from RefSeq and is a predicted model, not a curated record. Lineage: Eukaryota; Metazoa; Mollusca; Gastropoda; Neomphalida; Peltospiridae. Bases 1 to 1596 code for a protein of 531 amino acids. Gene Ontology annotation, cellular component: Golgi apparatus.